CAAAAUCAGAAAAGUUUAAUUUAAGGGUUCUUGAAUCUUGAGGCGCACAUUUGGCAUUCCAUCGCUUCGGUAGAGCGCCCGUCGACUGUUGGUGAUUUCGAAGCUCUCCGCAGCAGCGAAAAUGUUGUUUUUCUCGUAUUUCAAGGAUUUGGUGGGGAGAGAAGUGACGGUGGAAUUGAAGAACGAUUUAGCAAUUAGGGGAACGCUUCAUUCGGUGGAUCAGUAUCUCAACAUUAAGUUGGAGAACACCAGGGUUGUUGAUCAAGAUAAGUACCCCCACAUGAGCAAUUUUCUUGUCUGUCAGCUCUCUGUGCGGAACUGUUUCAUCAGAGGAUCUGUGGUCAGAUACGUCCAGCUACCGCCUGAGGGCGUCGAUGUUGAACUUCUCCAUGAUGCCACCAGAAGAGAAGCUCGGGGCGGGUAGCUCUCGAACGCCAAGGCUGUUCAUCGAAAUGGCAAUUAAAUUUGAAGGCUUUAAUUUUAUUCACCUGGAAAAUUUUCUUGAAAAAAUUCCAGUUUGUGCUGUGUUAAUCAAAAUAGCCAUUUUGAAGGUGACAUGCUAAAUGUAGAAUGGAAGAUUAAUAGUUUGUUUU
Molecule: messenger RNA, 593 nt
Organism: Andrographis paniculata
Lineage: Eukaryota; Viridiplantae; Streptophyta; Magnoliopsida; Lamiales; Acanthaceae
Product: sm-like protein LSM2
Exons: 3
Coding region: 122-424 (100 amino acids)
Biological process (GO): mRNA splicing, via spliceosome
Cellular component (GO): U4/U6 x U5 tri-snRNP complex; precatalytic spliceosome; catalytic step 2 spliceosome
Molecular function (GO): RNA binding
Source: RefSeq, a predicted model, not a curated record